AUGCCGCGCAAACGCGUUGCGAGGAAGGCCCGUGGUCGCCGCGCGAUCUGCCGAGCGGAGAACGCGGAGAAGGGUAGCGCGUCGACGGCGAGGGGCGAUGGUGACGCAAGCGGCGCGUCCCUCUCCGUGCUCGUCGUGGGCGGCGGCGGUCGCGAGCACGCGCUCUGCUACGCGCUGCGCCGCUCGCCCUCCACCGCGCACGUCUUUUGCGCGCCGGGAAACGCGGGCAUCGGCCUGUCCGGCGACGCCACGUGUCUCCCGUCCCUGGACAUCCGCAGCAGCAAGAGCGUGAUCGAAUUCUGCCGCGAAAACCGCGUCGGGCUCGUCGUAGUGGGGCCCGAAGCGCCCCUAGUCUCGGGAUUAGUGGACGAUUUAGUUGAGAACGGGAUUCCCGCGUUCGGGCCGACGCAAGGUGCGGCGCAGCUGGAGGGCUCGAAGGGGUUUAUGAAGAUGAUCUGCGAUAAGUACGGCAUUCCGACGGCUAAGCACGCGUCCUUCACAGACCCAGCCAAAGCCAAGGCGUACAUCCGCGAGCAGGGCACGCCCAUAGUGGUCAAAGUGGACGGGCUCGCAGCGGGCAAGGGCGUGGUGGUCGCAACAACCCUCGCGGAAGCGGAAGCGGCAGUGGACCGCAUGCUCAUCGACCGGGAGUUCGGCUCCGCGGGUGGACAAGUGCUAGUGGAAGAGUUUUUGACUGGAGAAGAGGCGUCGUUUUUCGCGGUGGUGGACGGGACGUCGGCUGUCCCGCUGGCCUCCGCGCAGGAUCACAAGCCGGUGGGGGAGGGCGACACGGGCCCGAACACGGGCGGCAUGGGCGCGUAUUCCCCCGCGCCAGUGGUGACUGCGGAGGUGGAGCGGUUUGUGAUGGAGCGGAUUAUUGCGCCGACGGUGAAGGGGAUGAGGGCCGAAGGGCUGCCGUUCACGGGCGUGCUGUAUGCCGGGCUCAUGGUGGAUGCGAGUACGGGCACGGCGAAGCUGCUGGAGUAUAAUGUCCGGUUUGGAGACCCCGAGUGCCAGGUGCUGAUGAAGCGCCUGCAGUCGGACCUCUCCCAGCUGCUCCUCUCCGCCUGCCACGGCACCCUCUCCUCCCUCCCCCCGCUGCAAUGGACAACUGACGCCGCCCUCGUCGUCGUGCUAGCUGCCAAGGGCUACCCGGGAGCAUACGAGUCUGGAACGCCCAUCCACGGCCUUGCUGCUGCUGCUGCCACUGAUCCGAGAGUCACUGUUUUCCACGCGGGAACGAAGCUUGUGCCUGGAGAGGGAGCGGCAGGAGCAGCCGCCGCAGGCGGGGCGGCCGAAGGGAGGACUCCUGGGGCGUUGGGUGAGGCGGAGAGGGGAGUGAGUGAGGGGAGAGAGGGCCAGGUGGUGGCGGCGGGGGGGAGGGUGUUGGGUGUUACUGCGCUGGGAGGGAGCGUGGGGGAAGCGCAGGCUGUGGCGUAUAGAGCGGUGGAUAAGGUGGAGUGGAAGGAGGGGUUUUGCCGGCGGGAUAUUGGGUGGAGGGCUGUGGAGAGGGAGAGGAAGCACAAUCAGGCGAAGUGA
Messenger RNA from Closterium sp. Naga37s-1, 1539 nucleotides. The record is from the annotation of a GenBank genome assembly. NCBI's taxonomy places the organism in Eukaryota, Viridiplantae, Streptophyta, Zygnematophyceae, Desmidiales, Closteriaceae.